Durio zibethinus is the source of this 1442-nucleotide messenger RNA. The record is from RefSeq and is a predicted model, not a curated record. NCBI's taxonomy places the organism in Eukaryota, Viridiplantae, Streptophyta, Magnoliopsida, Malvales, Malvaceae.
UAUAGCAAGGAAAUCUUAUGAAUUAACAAAAACUAAAAAUUAUUUUGACCAUGAAUCGUGUAUCCCACCUACUCAAUUCUCCUAUCAGAUUGUUUACUUGAAUUCUCUAGGCCCCACGUCUCAAAUUCACGACCCAAUUAAGCCAUGGCUUCCCUUAGCUCUCUCGCAUUGCUUUCAUUUCUUUUCUCAAAUUUUGCUUCUACCCCUCAAGUUUAUUCACUAGAGGGUUACUCCUCCAAACCAUAUGUCCCCAGCAUUGCCCCUGAGAAGGUUAUGAAUGUGAUAGAUUCUUGCUGGCGAACCAACUCCAAUUUGGCUACCAAUCGCAAAGCCUUGGCUGAUUGUUCGGUAGGCUUUGGCAAAGCAGCAAUGGGAGGGAAAUAUGGAGCAAUAUAUGUAGUUACAAAUAGGGGUGUAAAUGAUACAUUACAACCUAAACCCGACACGCUUCGUUAUGGUGUUAUUCAAUCAAGUCCUCUUUGGAUCAUUUUUGCCAGAGAUAUGGUUAUCACGCUAAAAAAUGAACUGAUAGUGAAUAGUUUUAAGACUAUAGAUGGCAGGGGAGCUAAAGUGGAAAUUGCAUAUGGACCAUGCAUUACAAUUCAAGGUGUUGCCAAUGUUAUUAUACAUGGGAUUAGCAUUCAUGAUUGCAAGCCAGGAAAGGUCGGUCUGGUUAGGAGCUCCCCGACGCAUGUAGGGAAACGUGAAGGCAACGAUGGAGAUGCAAUCGGCAUUUUUGCAUCUUCUAACAUUUGGAUUGAUCAUUGCUAUCUCGUGCGUUGUAGGGAUGGCCUGAUUGAUGUGAUUCAUGCUUCGACCGCUAUCACAAUCUCUAAUAAUUAUUUCGUUCAACAUGAUAAAGUGAUGUUGUUAGGACACAACGACCAAUUCACUGCAGACAAAGUUAUGAAAGUAACAGUAGUUUUUAACCGUUUUGGUGAGGGACUUAUUGAGAGGAUGCCAAGGGUCAGGAUGGGCUACGCCCAUGUUGCCAACAACAGAUAUGAUGAAUGGAAGAUGUAUGCAAUUGGUGGCAGCGCUAAUCCAACCAUUUUCAGCGAAGGAAACUACUUCAUAGCUCCUGAUAAUCCUGCUUCCAAGCAGGUUACCAAGAGAGAAGCAAGUAAUUGGCAAAAAUGGAUAUGGCAGAGUUCAAAGGAUGUUUUCAUGAAUGGGGCUUAUUUUGUUCCAUCUGGCUAUGGAAGUUGUGCUCCUCUUUACUCUGGAGCUCAAUCUUUCACGGCUGCUCCAGGAUACAUGAUUCCUGCUUUAACAUCUGAUGCUGGUCCUUUAUCCUAUCUUGUUGGCAAACAAUGCUAAAAGCUUUAAACUUAUUAUAUCCCUCCUGUUGUCAUCCACUUUAAUUUCUUUCUUUCUUUCUCGAUACUAUCUCCGUUUUCUUCUCCUUUUUUUUUUUUUCUCUGUUAGUUGGUUUCUCUCCU